GAAAUGGUCGUAAUUUUCAGAGUUUGUGGCCACAAAAAGUUUGACUCUACUUUUAAUUUUAUAUUGCAGCCAAAUAUGUUUAAUUUUAGAACAAAAUUAAUUAAAACACUUUUAAAUAUGAAAAUUUUUUCCCUGAGAAACUACAUAUUUAAUCUAGUCCUAUAUUCAUGCUGAUUGAUAUAUCACCUUAAACUCAAAAUGACUGAUAGUAUUCAAAUUUCUAUAAGGAUGAGACCAUUGAUUUCCAGGGAGCUGGAAAAGAAAGCUACAGUUCACUGGAGCUCUAAGAAUUCUACAAGCAUUUAUCAAAUAGCAUGUCCUUCAGUAAUAUUUAAUUAUGAUCAUGUAUUUGAUGGCAAUGAAAAUAAUGAAACAGUUUAUUCAGAAUUUUGUUCUCCUAUCGUCAGAAGCGUUCUUAAUGGUAUUAACGGUACUAUUUUUGCAUAUGGCCAGACAGCUUCUGGGAAAACAUUUACUAUGAUGGGAAAAGAUGAUGGAGAAACACUUGGAAUUGUACACUUUGCAAUUUUUGAUAUUUUUAAUGACAUAAAGAAGAAUUUGGAGAGAGAAUUCCUUUUGAGGAUUUCAUACAUGGAAGUUUAUAAUGAAAUAGUUUCAGAUUUAUUGUCUGAAAGCAGUGACAAUUUAAAGCUUCAAGAUAAUGAAUUUGGGAACCUUAUUGUUUGUGGUUUGUCAGAACAUAUUGUUGAAAAUGCUGAUCAGAUUCUGUCUUUGAUGCAGAGAGGUGGAA
Stegodyphus dumicola is the source of this 751-nucleotide messenger RNA. RefSeq lists its product as uncharacterized. The record is from RefSeq and is a predicted model, not a curated record. NCBI's taxonomy places the organism in Eukaryota, Metazoa, Arthropoda, Arachnida, Araneae, Eresidae. Gene Ontology annotation, molecular function: microtubule binding; ATP binding; microtubule motor activity. Gene Ontology annotation, biological process: mitotic cell cycle; microtubule-based movement. Gene Ontology annotation, cellular component: microtubule.